AUGAGUUCUACAUGCCGAACUUGUGGUGAACAAAAGGAUUUAAUUAAUAUAUUUGAUACUGGAAGCACGAUAGCUGACAAGUUAAUGAGUAUUGCAAAUAUUCAGGUGCUGGAAAAUGAUUUUCUUUCUCAAAAAAUUUGCAAAGACUGUAUAUCAGAUCUUGAAAAAUCUUAUAAAUUCAAACUUCAAUGUGAAGAGUUUGAUAAAAAAUAUAGGAAUCAAUUUGAAUUGAUAUGUGUUAAUGUAAACUCUGACUUGUCUGUGAAGGAAGAAAUUUUAGAAGUCCUAAUAUCUCCAAAUACAACAGAUUCACUAGUAGAAACAAACAUAGAAAAAGAUGAACCUAAAAAGAAAUAUACCAAAAGAUCUACGUUUACUAAAAGAAAAGUUAAGAAAGACCCAAAUAAUUCAGAUAAUUUAACAUGUGAUAGGUGUAAUAUAACUUUUACCACUUUGGCAGAAUAUGAAAAACAUAAGCGAACACAUAGAAAACGUUUUCCUUGCAAAGUUUGUCAGAAGACUUUCAAUUCAACUGCCCAUUUACGACUGCAUGAUCAGGUUCACAAGCAAGUAAAUGAACUAGAAUUAUUCAAAUGUGAUUUAUGCUCAAAAUCUUAUGUCAGCCACACAAAUUUAAGACGACAUAAGUUAUCCCAUAAAACAAUAUCGCCACAUCUCUGCAAAUUUUGUGGUAAACGCUUCACAACAGCUUAUGUAUUAAGAGAACAUGAAAAAUAUCAUAUCGAAGGAACAACAAAAAUUAUUAAAUGCAAAAUAUGUGAUGAGAAGUUUAAGUCAAGAUUGCAGAUGAUAAAGCAUUUAGAAGUGUCUCAUAAUGAUUUUACCUUAUCAAAGACUGUAGCAUGUGAAUACUGUGGCCGUAGUUUUAUUAAUGAACGAACUUUGAAAUGGCAUUUGAAAAAACAUUUGAGUGAAAAUAAUGAAUUUGAUAGAUCAAAAAAUGUUGGGCACAUUUGUUGUUAUUGUGGUAAGUCUUUUAGGUACAUUGGACCUUACACCAUACAUCUACGAACACACACCGGUGAAAAGCCUUAUGUUUGUCCAAUUUGCAGCAUGUCUUUUAAUAGUACUUCGAGUUUAAAUUCUCAUACAAAAAUCCAUACGGGAGAACGACCUUACGCUUGUGAAUUAUGUGAUAAAAGAUUUUUUAAACCAAGCAAUCUGAAAAAUCAUAUGAAAGUUCACACUGGCCUGAAACCUUAUAAUUGUACAUACUGCAAUAAGUCAUUUUCAGAAAAUUGUACAUUAAAAAUUCAUAUCAGAACGCAUACAGGUGAACGACCAUUUGUUUGUAAUGUUUGUGAUAUGGCAUAUAUAGACGGCAAAAGUUUGAAAAAACACACCUUAAAAUAUGGGGGAAAUUGUUUAGAGAUCAAAAAUAAAUAA
Molecule: messenger RNA, 1407 nt
Organism: Ctenocephalides felis (cat flea)
Lineage: Eukaryota; Metazoa; Arthropoda; Insecta; Siphonaptera; Pulicidae
Product: zinc finger protein 664-like
Exons: 2
Coding region: 1-1407 (468 amino acids)
Biological process (GO): regulation of transcription by RNA polymerase II
Cellular component (GO): nucleus
Molecular function (GO): DNA-binding transcription factor activity; RNA polymerase II cis-regulatory region sequence-specific DNA binding; zinc ion binding
Source: RefSeq, a predicted model, not a curated record